AUGAGAGAAUUAGCAGCAGAAAUAGCAAGCAUGAGGAGACUCAGGCAUCAAAACCGAGUACAAUUGCAUCGCUGGUGCAGGAAACAUGAUGAACUACCUGUCUAUGACUAUGUACCAAAUGGAAGUCUUGACAAGAUUUUGUUUGACGAUACUCACCAAAAUAUUAAGCAACUGACUUGGGUACAAGGAUACAAGAUCCUUCUUGGUGUUGCCAAGGCAUUACUAUAUCUCCAUGAAGAAUGCAAUCAGAUGGUACUUCACAGAGAUGUUAAACCCAGCAAUGUUCUCAUAGAUGCAAAUCUUAAUGCGAAGCUUGGAGAUUUUGGCCUGGCCAGAACUUACAGCCAUGGGAUUCAUCCACAGACUACACACGUAGUCGGAACACUUGGAUACCUGGGCCCUGAAAUCACCAGGACUGGAAAAGCUACAAGCAGCAGCGAUGUGUAUGGUUAUGGAGCAUUCAUGCUAGAGAUAACUUGUCGAAGGAGACCAAUACAGCCACAAAGAAUUGGUAACAGUGGACUGGGUUAA
Messenger RNA from Coffea eugenioides, 531 nucleotides. Its product is annotated as L-type lectin-domain containing receptor kinase IV.1-like. The transcript has a single exon. Gene Ontology annotation, cellular component: plasma membrane. Lineage: Eukaryota; Viridiplantae; Streptophyta; Magnoliopsida; Gentianales; Rubiaceae. The record is from RefSeq and is a predicted model, not a curated record. Bases 1 to 531 code for a protein of 176 amino acids. Gene Ontology annotation, molecular function: protein kinase activity; ATP binding. Gene Ontology annotation, biological process: protein phosphorylation.